AUGUACAUUGAGUUAGAUAACAAUUUCGCCCAAACCACUUCCUUACACGAUAGAACAUCUCAGAAUUCCCGCGAGCAAAUAACUGAAUACCGGCACGCGCGUUAUAUUUCGCAAUUCCCCGCAACGGCUAAACUACGUAAUAAUAUUGUGGCUGGGCUCACAUUUGGGGCGGAAUCAUCGAUAGUCAUUAUCGGAAAAGCGGGUUUAAGAGCCGUCCCGGUCCCGGCGGGACCUUUACGGGGGUCUCAUCCGACGCGUUCGAUAACUAUGCUAAUGUUAUUUGAGGCAGUGGGUUGGCUACGGCAGCAUCUCGCUCGUGUGCCAACGCAACGUCCCUUAAGCGAAAGAUUUUUCGGAGCUAAUCCGAAGACAUUGCGUGACCGAGAUGGAACCAUGGAACUAUUUAGUGGAGUUGUGAGUAGAAUUACAAAGAGUCCCAUCUGUCCUCUUAUAUCGCACGUAGACAGCACUAUUCAGUUGAUCGAAAAACUUUUCCAAUAG
Messenger RNA from Leptosia nina, 501 nucleotides. The record is from the annotation of a GenBank genome assembly. NCBI's taxonomy places the organism in Eukaryota, Metazoa, Arthropoda, Insecta, Lepidoptera, Pieridae.